Venustampulla echinocandica is the source of this 687-nucleotide messenger RNA. RefSeq lists its product as uncharacterized. The coding region runs from base 1 to 687 and encodes 228 amino acids. The record is from RefSeq and is a predicted model, not a curated record. The transcript is spliced from 3 exons. NCBI's taxonomy places the organism in Eukaryota, Fungi, Ascomycota, Leotiomycetes, Helotiales, Pleuroascaceae.
AUGCGUGUUCUAAUGACAGCUAGGGCGCACAGGGAGUCCAUGAAGGACAGGGAGGCUAGGGAGCUCAGGGAGAUUCAGCAGGAGGCAGUCAAACUGCGACAAGUCGAGCAGGAGGAAGCCAAUCAGCGAGGAGUCAAGCAGCAGGAAGCCAAUCAGCAGGAGGUCAAUCAGCAGGAGGUCAAGCAGCAGGAGGCCAAGCAGCCAGAGGUCAAGCAGGAAGUCAAGCAGCAGGAGGUCAAGCAGCAAGAGGUCAAGCAGGAAGUCAAACAGGAGGCCAAUCUGGAAACAGAUGGCAUGAAUCAAAUGGUGCCUCUGAUGAACUCUGCCACCAAGAGAAAGUAUGAACAGGAAGAGGAAACCGACACCGGUCGCAUGUUUGAAUUCGAGGGAUCCGUAACUCCAGCCCCCAAGAGGCAGAAGCGCUCUGAGAGCGAGUCAACCGGUUCCAUCUACGUCCAUCCGGCCGUAUACGGACCACCAGACUCCGAGGACAUGCAAUACAACAUUAUGCGGUGGUUGGAUAAAAUGGAAGAAUUGGGCCAAAUGGUCGAGGAUGAAGUCGACAACCUGAUCGAACUGAGGACCAGGGAGUUGGACAGCCUGCUUAAACGUGCCAAAGAGAGUAAGCGGAGAGUGAGAAAGAUUAGGAAGGCUAGCGCGCGUGCUAGGUUGGUUCUGGAUGAGUGA